AUGGACGAAGCUCUUCCGUCCAUACAGACGACGGGCGUCGGAUCCCGUUUCGUCUCGCAGUCCGAGCUCGAAACCGCCAAGGCCAAGCGCGACGAGCAGUGGAAGGCCGCCUACGCCAGACUGGGCCAAGAGCCUCCGCCGCAGCCCGCAGACGAUGCAUUUGACGGCAGGAGCCUUGCGGAGCAUGGGGCUUAUGCAUUUCAGGCAGCCAAACAAGAGGAGUGGGAGGAGCGCAAUAAGCUAGGGAACCAGUUCCGUGCGCUUGAAGAAGAUGAAGUGCUGUUCCUCGACUCUGUACUCGAGAAACAGAGAGAGGAGGAGCGUCUCCGGAAGGAGAUGGACGGCGAGGAGCUCAAACACUUUCGGGAAGCGGUCGCCGCCCGAGAAAGUGCAACAAACAAACCACCUCCCGUAGGCGCGGCCGUGGCCCCGAGCACUGCAAAGCCGAACGCCGCUCCCGUGAAAAAGGAUGCGAAGAAGGCCCUGAAGGGCGUCCUGGUCAAGAAAAAAUCGAAAUCUGCUGCGCCCAGUGCAUCUGCCGCUCCGGAAGGUCAAACGACCGAGGAAAAGAAGAGCAAAGCCGGUGAAAAGGCCGAGGGGGACGAGCGCGAAGCCAAACGGCGAAAAGUAGCUGAUAGCUGA
Messenger RNA from Trametes versicolor FP-101664 SS1, 642 nucleotides. RefSeq lists its product as uncharacterized. Gene Ontology annotation, cellular component: nucleus. The transcript is spliced from 6 exons. The coding region runs from base 1 to 642 and encodes 213 amino acids. NCBI's taxonomy places the organism in Eukaryota, Fungi, Basidiomycota, Agaricomycetes, Polyporales, Polyporaceae. The record is from RefSeq and is a predicted model, not a curated record.